AGUGCAGUCCUCGCAGCACUCAAGUUCCUCUUUCUUUCUAAAACCCCCCAUUUAUUCUUCUUCAGUUUCUCUCUAUAAAACCAGUGUCAUCUUCCAUAUUCUCCUUUCUGUUGAUAGUCCGGAGAUGGCUGAUGGAACAAAGCAUCCCCCACUUGGUGGGGGAGCACUGUUUUCAGACUUCACCAGUCUGUUUUCCAUGGCGAGAACGCGAAGAACCAUGUUUUUUAUAUAUGGGUUCAUGUUUGCUUUCAUUGUUUUCACUGUUUUCUUAGCUUUCAGUCCUGCAAACGCUUCUUCACCUUGGUUCACCAAUAUCUUUGCGACUGGUACUGGUUCAGGGUCGUCUUCUACCUCCGAUGACUCCUACAGAUCUCAAUUUUCUUCUUUCUUUUCUUUCUGGUUUCCCAAUUCAACUCAGCAGCAAGUUCACAACUUUACUUCGGUUCCCACGCCCACAACUGGGACCAACGCCACCAGAUCCAAUGAUGCUGCCACGUUUCAAUCGCCUCAGAAGAGUAAAGAUCCGUCCGGUGCGAAGAAUGAGACAAAGGUUGAAGCUUUGACGCCAAAUCGGACUGCAAUUGCCCCUCCGAAACCUCUGGUUUCGGCCAAUCAGAGUGCGAUUUCCUCGGUGAAAUCGCCUCCUUCAGAGAAGGGUGGCUCUGGGAAGGACGAUAAAGGUGUGGCUUCGAAUUCCACGGUGAAAUCACCUUCUACAGAGAAGAGUGGUUCUGAGACGAAGGAUAAAGGCGUCGCGGAGAAGAGAGUAGCGUCGAAUUCGACGGUGAAAUCGCCUCCUACAGAGAAGAAUGGUUCUGAGACGAAGGAUAAAGGCGUCGCGGAGAAGAGUGUAGCGUCGAAUUCGACGGUGAAAUCGCCUCCAACAGAGAAGAGUGGUUCUGGGAAGGAAGAUAAAGGUGUUGCAGAGAAGGGCGUGGUUUCGAAUUACACGGCGUCCCUGUUGAAGAAACAGAGCAAUGGGACUGAUUCAAAGCAGAGAACAGGGGAUUGGUUGGAAUCAUUGAUGAACUGCAAUCUAUUUGAAGGACAAUGGGUGAAGGAUGACUCGUAUCCGCUUUACAAACCGGGUUCUUGUUCUUUGAUUGAUGAGCAGUUUAAUUGCUUUCUCAAUGGCAGGCCUGAUAAAGAUUAUAUGAAGCUUAAAUGGAAGCCAAAAGGCUGUGAUUUACCCAGGUUAAAUGGGAGUCAUAUGUUGGAACUGUUGAGGGGAAAGAGACUGGUUUUUGUGGGGGAUUCUCUCAAUAGGAAUAUGUGGGAAUCUCUGGUUUGCAUACUUAGAAACUCAGUGAAAGAUCGAACAAAGGUUUAUGAAGCCUCUGGCAGACACCAUUUUCGAACCGAAGCUUCUUACUCAUUUAUAUUCGAGGAGUACCACUGCUCAGUAGAGUUCUUUGUAUCUCCUUUCUUAGUCCAAGAAUGGGAAAUGCCCGACAAGAAUGGAUCAAAGAAGGAAACACUGAGACUCGAUAAAAUCCCGACGUCCUCCGACAAAUACAAGACAGCAGAUAUCAUCAUCUUCAAUACAGGACAUUGGUGGACUCAUGAUAAAACUUCCAAAGGGAAGGACUAUUACCAAGAAGGCAGCCAUGUUUAUGGUGAAUUGAAUGUAAUGGAGGCAUUUCGCAAAGCUUUGACCACAUGGGCAAGAUGGGUUGAUGCCAAUGUAAAUCCAGCAAAGUCUCUGGUUUUCUUCCGAGGUUAUUCUUCCUCCCAUUUCAGUGGUGGCCAGUGGAAUUCUGGAGGUCAGUGUGACGGCGAGACCGAGCCCAUUAGGAACGAGACGUAUAUACCACAUUAUCCACCAAAGAUGACAGUAUUGGAGAAAAUCUUGAGAGGGAUGAAAACCCAAGUCACUUACCUAAACAUCACUCGAAUAACAGAUUACCGGAAGGAUGGCCACCCAUCAAUUUACCGCAAACAAAAUCUAUCAGAUGAGGAAAGGCGGUCGCCAUUGAGGUUUCAGGACUGCAGCCACUGGUGCCUUCCUGGUGUGCCAGACGCCUGGAAUGAGCUUCUCUACGCUGAGAUCUUAGUAAGACAGAAGCAGCAGCAACAGCAACAGAAGCUGCAGCAGCUGCAAAAGAGACCAUAGGUAAAAACAACACAGAUCAAGAGUCCACUUCUAUCAAACUAUUGAAUUGGAUUGAAUUCGUAGAUAUCUCUGCAUAUUAUAAUCUUAGUUUCUUUUUGGGGUUAUAGAGAAAGAAAGAAACAACUUGGAGAAAAUCCAAGAAAGAGUGUUUUUCCCUUGGAACAAACAGAACUGGGAGAGAAGUAAAAAAAAAAGGAAGAGAAAUGAAGUGGGGUUGAUUUCCCUUGGUGGGAAAACAAUAAAAUCUCACACCACUUCAUAUUCUCUCAGCUUGUAAAUCUCUAAUUUAUUUUAGCUUGUUAUAUUUGAAAAAUAAAAUUGAAGGGCUUGUAAUUAUUCAUCUACACACCAUCCUCCUCUUGUCGGCAAUAGUGUCUGAUUUAUUAUCAAUUUUUGUGAGACCUAGUGGUCAACUUUUUGGGAUCAACUUGUAUGAUAACUUUGAUUUCAGUCAUAUAUCAAUAAAUUAAACUUUCCUUUUCUAAA
This is a messenger RNA of Vitis riparia (riverbank grape), 2599 nucleotides long. RefSeq names its product protein trichome birefringence. Gene Ontology annotation, cellular component: Golgi apparatus. The transcript is spliced from 5 exons. The coding region runs from base 125 to 2113 and encodes 662 amino acids. Gene Ontology annotation, molecular function: O-acetyltransferase activity. Lineage: Eukaryota; Viridiplantae; Streptophyta; Magnoliopsida; Vitales; Vitaceae. The record is from RefSeq and is a predicted model, not a curated record.